Molecule: messenger RNA, 3765 nt
Organism: Megalobrama amblycephala (Wuchang bream)
Lineage: Eukaryota; Metazoa; Chordata; Actinopteri; Cypriniformes; Xenocyprididae
Gene: rps6ka5
Product: ribosomal protein S6 kinase, polypeptide 5
Exons: 17
Coding region: 135-2627 (830 amino acids)
Biological process (GO): intracellular signal transduction; protein phosphorylation; regulation of DNA-templated transcription
Molecular function (GO): ATP binding; protein serine/threonine kinase activity; magnesium ion binding
Source: RefSeq, a predicted model, not a curated record
UUGGGUCGGCGCGUGUGUGUAUCUCUGUUAGUGCAGCUGUAGUAUUUGCAGCCCCACUCUCAUUUCCACGAGAAUGCAGUUAUUGUCAUUUACAUUAUUUCUCCAAAGGUUGCUUUACAGCAACAACUCCGUGUAUGCAAUCCUGCCGUGACUGUCUCGGCUGUAGUACUUGCAUUAGUGUCGCGCAGCGAGCAGAGGAAAGAGUGUGCGCUCCGUUCACGCGAGUAAUGCCGUCUACGAUGGAGGGCUCGUCGGGGGAAGGUGACCUGUUUACCGUCAAACACGAGCUCAGAAACGCCAAUCUGACGGGUCACGUGGAGCGUGUGGGCAUUGAAAACUUUGAGCUGCUGAAAGUGCUGGGAACAGGAGCUUACGGCAAGGUGUUCUUGGUUCGCAAGGUGAGCGGCCAUGAUUCGAGUAAACUCUACGCCAUGAAGGUGCUGAAAAAGGCCACUAUUGUGCAGAAGGCGAAGACUGCAGAACACACACGCACAGAGAGACAGGUCCUCGAGCAUAUCAGAGAGUCUCCCUUCCUGGUUACACUUCAUUAUGCCUUCCAGACAGACACCAAACUGCAUCUCAUUCUAGACUAUGUGAAUGGAGGUGAGCUCUUCACACACUUGGUCCAAAGGGUUCGCUUUAAAGAGCAAGAGGUUACCUUGUACAGCGGGGAGAUUGUACUAGCACUGGAGCACUUGCAUAAGCUUGGAAUCGUCUACAGAGAUCUAAAACUUGAGAAUAUCCUUCUUGAUGCAAACGGUCACAUUGUGUUGACGGAUUUUGGCCUUAGUAAGGAAUUUCAUGAGGUAGAGAGGGCUUAUUCUAUCUGCGGCACUGUUGAAUACAUGGCGCCUGAGAUUGUAGCAGGAGGAGAGUCAGGACACGACAAGGCGGUGGACUGGUGGAGUAUGGGAGUUCUGAUGUAUGAGCUGUUGACCGGAGGCUCUCCUUUCACUGUCGACGGCGAUGAGAACUCUCAUUCUGACAUUGCUGAGAGAAUUAUGAAAAAGGAUCCCCCGUUCCCCAAAGACAUGGGGCCUCUGGCCAAAGACAUUAUCCAGCGACUGCUAAUUAAAGACCCAAAAAAGAGGCUGGGCUCUGGCCCCUCAGGGGCCCAGAAUGUGAAAAGCCAUCCAUUUUACCAGAAAAUGAAUUGGGAGGAUCUAGCUGCUAAGAAGGUUCCGGCUCCUUUCAAACCUGUAAUUCGUGAUGAGCUGGAUGUGAGCAACUUUGCAGAGGAGUUUACAGAGAUGGACCCCACCUACUCUCCCGCGGCUCUUCCUAACAACUGUGACCGCAUCUUCCAGGGCUAUUCCUUCAUGGCUCCCUCCAUCCUGUUUAAGAGGAAUGCGGUGAUGGACGACCCGGCUCAGCUGUGUGGCGUGUCAGAGAGGCCGGGCUCCGCUGCUGUUGCCCGUAGCGCUAUGAUGAAGGACUCGCCGUUCUACAUGAACUAUGAGAUGGACCUGAGGGAGAACGCUUUGGGAGAGGGAAGCUUCUCCAUCUGCAGACAAUGCACUCACAAGAAGACCGGACAGAAAUAUGCUGUAAAGAUUGUCAGUAAAAGAAUGGAGGCACAGACGCAGAAAGAGAUUGCCGCUCUCAAACUGUGUGACGGACACCCCAACAUAGUCAAACUACAUGAAAUCUACCAUGACCAGCUACACACAUAUCUCGUUCUGGAGCUCUUGCGAGGUGGAGAGCUGCUGGAGAGGAUCAGAAGGAAGCAGCACUUCAGCGAGACGGAGGCCAGCCGUAUCAUGCGCAGACUGGUGUCUGCCGUCAGCCACAUGCAUGAUGUUGGCGUGGUGCACAGGGACCUCAAACCAGAGAAUUUGCUCUUCACUGACGACACUGAGAAUUCAGAGAUAAAAGUUAUUGACUUUGGCUUUGCACGGCUCAAACCCCCCGACAAUCAGCUCCUGAAGACUCCCUGCUUCACUCUUCAGUACGCCGCACCAGAAAUCCUUAAAUACGACGGUUACGAUGAGUCCUGUGACCUCUGGAGUUUAGGCGUCAUUUUGUACACCAUGCUGUCUGGCCAGGUCCCAUUUCAGUGUCAGGGGAAGAGUCUAGCGCACACCAGUGCAGAGGAGAUCAUGAGGAAAAUCAAACAAGGAGACUUUUCUUUUGAAGGUGAAGCCUGGAGGAAUGUGUCCAACCAGGCCAAGGAUCUGAUACAAGAGCUGCUGACGGUGGACCCUGACAAGCGGAUAAAGAUGUGCGGCCUACGUUAUAAUGCCUGGCUGCAGGACGACAGUCAGCUCUCCUCCAACCCUCUUAUGACCCCUGACAUCCUGGGAUCUUCUACCAUAUCAGUGCACUCUUGUUUCAAAGCCACCUUCAAUGCCUUUAAUAAGUGUAAGCGGGAGGGCUUCCGACUUCAGACGGUUGACAAGGCUCCUUUGGCCAAACGCAGGAAGAUGAAGAAGACCAGCACCAGCACAGAGACCCGCAGUAGCUCCAGUGAGAGCACACACUCCUCUUCCUCUUCCUCCCAGUCUCAGGAUAAGACGCUACCGGAUGAAGAGACAGCCAUCAUUCCCCAGGCCUCCGUGAGCACGCCUCUCACUCUGGUCCCUGACGAUGAGGAGCCCUCUCAGGGCGAACUCCAGGUUACAGAGUGAUAGGACAUAACUUUCCAACUGUCUCGUUCUUUCUCCUCACACUUUGGGCCGUACAACUCCAGAAUUUGCAUGUGGGAACCAACUCAAAUCCAUCAUUAGCAAUAGAUGCACACCAUGAGCACUGAAGACUGAGCUGGAGUGAACUUCUGGCUCAAGUCCUGCAUGGCUAAACAUCACUGUAUCCAGUCCAGUGUCUCAAACACAAGAGAGAAGUUCACUUUGAGGAGCAUCAAGACCUUCUCCACUGAUAGACAAAAAGAAGAAAAGCCUGCUUGUGCAUUGUCCUGACCAGGUGCUCUGCUUCAGGCAAAAAAAGAGAAAAAGAUAAGGAAUAUGUAUUUAAAAAAAUAAAUAAAUAGAAUUUAUUUAAGAGGAGAUUUAUUGUUUAUACAGACUUCUCUCAAAUUUAAUAGAUAUUUGGUAUAUACCAGUUUGUCAGAUUUAACAGCUCCAUUUGUGCUGGGAGCUUUAUGGUGUUGAUUCACAUAUUUAACUUCAAUCUUUGACUUCUUCCAAAAGAUUUUACUGAAGUAGCAACAAUUAGGUGUAAUUCUGUGUUCUGUGUAAAACUCUCGUUUAUGUAGUUACCCUUGGCAAGGUAAAAAAAAAGACAGUUUGUUUCACAUUUACGUGUUAUUUUGACUUUCCUCAGGUUAUUUAUUUGUUCUUAUAAACUUGAGCUCAUUUUUAAAGAGUUGAAGACAAAGCCACCGGCUGAAGGUGCGGUCACAUUUACUCUUGCUCUGCGAAAUUUAGUUUUGUAUUUGGUUUUGGUUGGCUUUCACACAGAUUAGCAGCGUUGACCAACAAGAAGAAACUGCUUGGUUUGAAAGUGACUGCUUUGUGCAUUAUUGACAGUGGACGAUGGAACAUUUUUAGCUUUUUUGCUGAAAUUUCGCGGAUGUGACCGUGCCUUAAAAGAGAAACCGCUAGAGGUGUUGCCUUGGAUGUUGGAUUUCGUUACUCAAGGUUUUAUGCUUGAGUAUAAAUUUAGGCUGUACGUGAAUCUGCCGAUAGAUGUUUAAAGUCAACAUGAAUUUAAAGGAUUAGUCCACUUUUAAAUAAACUUUUCCUGAUAAUUUACUCAAUAAUGGUCUUAUCUAGAGAAACCAUUGCUCAUUUUAUGAAAAAAAUUUAA